AUGCUGCAUAUCAUAAUGAUACUCAAUAACGUAAACGUAUUCAUUAAGGCGAAUCUGGACUGCCCUGGCAAUCCUAUUCAACCACAAUGUCCGGCUCAUGAAUCGAGACGAAGCCUGAAUCCUGACCCACGGGAGCAGAAGAUGUCAGUCACAGAAAUUCCGGGUGAAACUUUGGCGUGUUGUGGCAUGAAAGACGAGGGCGUCUGUAAUCGUUGCCGUUUCCUCACACGCCUCAUUGGAUUUGUCCAGAUAUUGGAGAGUUGCAGUCCACAUAAUUUUGCCCAUGGCGCUGCUUGUUGA
Messenger RNA from Soboliphyme baturini, 300 nucleotides. The record is from the annotation of a GenBank genome assembly. Lineage: Eukaryota; Metazoa; Nematoda; Enoplea; Dioctophymatida; Soboliphymatidae.